Molecule: messenger RNA, 2689 nt
Organism: Linum tenue
Lineage: Eukaryota; Viridiplantae; Streptophyta; Magnoliopsida; Malpighiales; Linaceae
Source: the annotation of a GenBank genome assembly
GGAACACAAACCAAAAUCAUACCGAGACGCAAACGGUGAAAAGGGGAAAAAUCGAAGUGAAAAAGUGAAAAACGGUCGCCAACGGCUGUGGUCGGUCGGUCGUUCUGUGUGUUCUCUUUGGAUUCUUCUUUCUUUAUUCCGUUGAAUGAGUCGAACGGCACAGAACUACGAGUUCCAACAAUGGUGGAACAAACAGCGCCACUCGUUCCUCGACUCCUCCGACGAUAACCCGCCGAGCUCCUCCGCCGCCGCUUCCUCUUCCUCCUCCUCCUCCUCCCUCGCCGUCGACCUCACCUCCUCCCCCACGGCCACCACCAAGGGCCACCACACCCGCUCCGCCCGCCAGCUCUCCUGGCUCUGGCUCCUCCGCUUCCACAAACUCACCGCCUCCGUCGCCUGGCUCACCGACUCCUCCAUCUCCCUCCUUCGCACCGCCAACCGUCGCAUCUCCAACCACCACCGCUCCCCUUCCGCCUACUCCUCCUCCUCCCGCCUGAACAAAAUCAUCCGCAUCUUCUUAAUCCUCGUCCUAUUGCUCCUCUUCCUUGAGCUCCUCGCCUACCGCCGCGGAUGGCAUUUCACCCCGCCUUCCGUCGAAUCCGCCGAGGCUCUGGUAGAGCGCCUUUACGCCAAAUGGCUCGAAAUCAGGGCCGAUUACUUGGCCCCGCCCCUCCAAUACCUCGCCAAUGUCUGCAUUGUCUUGUUCCUCAUUCAAUCCCUCGAUCGCGCCGUCCUUAUGCUCGGCUGCUUCUGGAUCAAAUUCAGGAAAUUGAAGCCGAUUCCGCCUGUCUCAUACGCUGCGCCCGACGUCGAGGCCGCUGAGAAUUAUUACCCCAUGGUAUUGGUGCAGAUCCCCAUGUGCAACGAGAGGGAGGUUUACCAGCAAUCUAUAGCGGCGGUUUGCAUCCAGGAUUGGCCGCGAGAGAGAAUGCUGGUACAAGUCCUGGAUGAUUCUGAUGACCCGGAUACUCAAGUUCUUAUCAAGGGUGAAGUUCAGAAAUGGCAGCAGAAGGGUGUGCAGAUUGUGUACAGGCAUCGUUUUGUCCGAACAGGUUACAAGGCUGGUAACCUGAGGUCUGCCAUGAGCUGUGAUUACCUGAAAGAUUACGAAUUUGUGGCCAUCUUUGAUGCUGAUUUCCAGCCAGCACCAGACUUCUUGAAGAAAACCAUUCCCUACUUCAAGGGAAACGAUGAACUAGGGUUGGUUCAAACAAGGUGGGCGUUUGUGAACAAGGAUGAGAACCUGCUCACUAGAUUGCAGAACAUAAAUCUGUCAUUCCACUUUGAAGUUGAGCAGCAAGUCAAUGGCAUUUUCAUCAAUUUUUUCGGUUUCAAUGGCACGGCUGGUGUGUGGAGGAUAAAAGCCCUAGAGGAUUGUGGGGGCUGGUUGGAUAGGACAACUGUUGAGGAUAUGGAUGUUGCUGUUCGUGCUCACCUUUCUGGGUGGAAGUUCAUCUACCUGAAUGAUGUGAAGUGCCUAUGUGAACUUCCUGAGUCCUAUGCAGCUUACAAAAAACAGCAGCAUCGAUGGCAUUCAGGUCCCAUGCAGUUGUUUCGCUUAUGCUUCGUUGAUGUGCUCCGAUCAAAGGUGAUUAAGUUUUUUGUUCUCUGCUAUUGAGAAUUGAAAUGUAAUUAUUAACCCCGCAGCUGAUAGCUAACCUUUUGUACCCACUGAGGUUAAUAAAUUUUCCGCAUGAAACGUACCUCCUCUCAUAAACAUAAGCUGCAAGGCUAAACCCACUAUUUUGUUGCCUAAAACUUGGGAUUCAAGAUAACCCGUGAUAGUUGAGCAGACCCUUUUGUACAUAACAGAUGUUUGUUUGCUGGUUGCAGUUGAGUGUGGGGAAGAAGGCAAACCUGAUACUUCUGUUCUUUCUCCUGCGGAAGCUUAUCCUGCCUUUCUAUUCAUUCACUCUUUUCUGCAUCAUUCUACCCCUCACCAUGUUCCUCCCGGAAGCUGAACUACCGGCUUGGGUUGUGUGCUACGUUCCUGGUCUCAUGUCCAUCUUGAACAUCUUGCCAGCCCCUCGCUCAUUUCCGUUCAUAGUCCCUUACCUUCUAUUUGAGAACACCAUGUCGGUCACCAAAUUCAAUGCCAUGAUAUCAGGGUUGUUUCGCCUGGGAAGUUCUUAUGAGUGGAUAGUUACAAAGAAGUUAGGAAGAUCAUCAGAAGCAGACUUGAUUGUGCUAGCUGAGAAGGAAUCGGAUCCUCUGGUGUUGGAAAGCUCUGGGAUCCACAGGUCUUCAUCUGAAUCAGGCCUGGAUAAUCUGAACAAGCUAGAAGCGAGCAAGAAAACUGUGAAAAGGAAAAGAAAUCGUCUGUACAGGAAGGAACUGUCCCUGGCGUUCAUACUGUUGACUGCUGCUGCUAGAAGCUUGCUGACUGCUCAGGGCAUCCACUUCUACUUUUUGUUGUUUCAAGGGAUUAGUUUCUUGGUCGUUGGUCUUGAUUUGAUUGGAGAACAAGUGAGCUGAGCUGACUAAAAAGUAGGCAUAGAUUUUGUACACUUGAUUAUGAUCUGUUUUUGUUACAAGUUGUGGUCCUCGUCUCCCUCCCUUGCCCAGUGCAGUUUUGUGCAUUCUUUUCAUUCAUGUAACUGCAUCUCUUUGUUCAUAAUACAGCUGCCAGAGGCGGUUCGGAGCUGAAUGAAAGAGAGAGUUGCUGUUUGCAAUAUAUUAUCACCGCGAG